GAGAAACCUAUCAUCAGUGAUACCAGUACAAUCUUGGAACAAUGAAGCUUUUACAAACUGCAGAGAUUCCUGCUCUGCGGAAAGAUGUCUCUGAUCCAAAAUCUAAAGGUUUCAGCCUUCAAGAUGCUCUCCUGGGUUUUCCCAAGCAAAUCAUCAGCAAACAACGACGUAGUGAUGCUCCUGAAUCUAUGGGUUUAAAGGACUGGCUAUGUGCUUUGUGCUGCGUGAGACUGGGUUGCCUGGAUUACCCUAAAAAUGAGAAGCAGCCUUUAGUAAGCAAUAACAACCAUAUCCAGAACUAUUCUGUGGUCCGUGAUGAUGAGAGAAAUCUGUGGAGCUCCCCACAUGACUUGUCCCACACGGAAGCAGUGGAUGAUAGGAUGCUGCACACAUGGAUCCAGACCAGGAGUCAGCUGGAGAAGGACUCUGAGGAAUGGCAAAAACUUAACUACGAGAUUUACACACUGAGGCAAGCAAGACGAGAGGUGAAGUCAAGAUGGAAGAAGAUCUUAGAAGACAUGGGGUUUCAAAAGGAAGCAGAAUCCCUGUUGUCAGUUACAAAACAAAGCACCAUUAGUAACCCAAAGAACAUGAAAAGAGCAAUGGAGCUACUACUACGGCUGACAGAUGAUACGUACAUAUUCCCAGUUGGAUGGGACCUGCCAGAGCGAUACCUUUACAUAAUGGAUCGACUGAUAUGUCUAGAUGCUGUGGAGGACUUCUUCAACAUUGCACACAAAAAGUACCCAAAGACAAAGAUAGAAAAGGACUCCAAACGCAAAGAUUGAGACGGUGCAAACAAUAUUCUCAGAAGCUGCAUCUCUCUCCAGACAAAUACCUUCCAUAAAUCUGUCUUUAAUAUGAAUGUGAGUUAUGGAGUAACCACAAGUAUAAAACCAGUCCUUCUUACUCAUAACUGGCACAGAUCACCUGAGAAAAACACAUGUCAAGUUAAACUGACUUAUUUUAUGGAGAAAGUAGAACUUCUGACGUGGGCCUAUGAGAUCAGUCCUGGAUUUUACCCAUCCAUGAGAUCAAUGGAAGCCUAUCCCGCAAACCCACAAACCAUGAGAUCAACGGAAAGUAAUCACUCCGCUAUGAAAUAAACAAUUCCCACUCAUUCACAUCUUCCGUUGUCCUGGCAGGCUCCCUUACAUGAAAACAAUCCUUAAGUAUGGUGUAUUUUAACCAAAGAACAUGCCAUGUACAGGAUCUUUGGUAACAAACUGUUUUGGCCAACCUCUAUUGCCAUUCUGAGUAUGACAUUUGAAUUGUUAUAAUGGACUUUUGUGUGAAAUGUAUAUGAGAACAGGGCCAAAUAAUUUAUUGUUUUCUUAGCAUCUUGUCUUGAUAUCAAAUGCCAAAACCCCAGAAAUAUAAAGUACCCACCCUAUAACGCUUAUUUUUAUUCUAAGUACUAAUAAUCUAGCCAGAACGUCUGUUUUGCAUCCAGCGUCCGCACAGAUGUCUGCAAGAGUGCCACACAUGUACAGCAGUUACUGAUUGUAAUGAGCUAAUUACAUAUCCAGAAACAGUGAUAUUUAAAACAUACGAUUUGUCUAAUCAGCAUCGCUUUGUUAUGCAAGUAUUAACUAUUUAGUGUAGUAAAGUGUUUACUGGGUGUACUAAAAAA
Spea bombifrons (plains spadefoot toad) is the source of this 1633-nucleotide messenger RNA. RefSeq names its product melanoregulin (gene MREG). Gene Ontology annotation, cellular component: melanosome. The record is from RefSeq and is a predicted model, not a curated record. Gene Ontology annotation, biological process: melanosome transport; melanocyte differentiation. NCBI's taxonomy places the organism in Eukaryota, Metazoa, Chordata, Amphibia, Anura, Pelobatidae. The transcript has 7 exons. Bases 42 to 788 code for a protein of 248 amino acids.